AUGGGUAUUUUGAGUUCGGGCCCCACUCCUUCACCUGGAGGUUUUCAGCCAAGCCCCUCCCCCCAGCCCUCCCACAGUCCAGCCACAGAAAGAACCCCCCAGAACUAUGGGGUACCCUCCCCUGGUCCCCUCAACACACCAGGUAAUCCCAAUUCGGUCCCAAUAAUGAGUCCGGCAGGGGCCACAUCUCUGGAGGACCAGCAGUACAUGGAGAAACUCAAACAGCUGUCCAAGUACAUCGAACCCCUGCGCAGGAUGAUCAAUAAAAUUGACAAAAACGAAGACAGGAAGAAGGAUCUGAGCAAGAUGAAGAGUUUGCUGAACAUCCUCACUGACCCCAACACGAGGUGUCCACUGAAGACAUUACAGAAGUGUGAGAUAGCCCUGGAGAAACUAAAGAACGACAUGGCAGUGCCGACCCCGCCCCCUCCGCCCGUGGCCACCAAGCAGCAGUACCUGUGCCAGCCCCUGCUGGACGCCGUCAUGACCAACAUCCGCUCGCCCGUCUUCAACCACUCCCUCUACCGCACCUUCUCCCCCGCCAUGGCCGCCAUCUACGGCCCUCCCAUCACGGGCCCCAGCAUCACAGGCCGUAAGAGGAAGCCGGAUGAGGACGAGCGGCAGACCAUUCCCAACAUCCUGCAGGGCGAGGUGGCACGCCUGGACAUGAAGUUCCUGAUCAGCCUGGACCCGUCCUUCUGCAGCAACAACGGCGCAGUGCACCUCGUCUGCAAACUGGAUGACAAGAAUCUGCCCAGUGUCCCCCCGCUGCAGCUGAGUGUCCCAGCGGACUACCCGGACCAAAGCCCCCACUGGGCGGACGAAGGAGAACAGUACGGUGCAAACUCGUUCCUGCAGACAGUCCACAAGAACAUGACCUCCAAGCUGCUGCAGCUCCCAGACAAGCACUCUGUGACGGAGUUGCUGAACACCUGGGCCCAGAGCAUCAGACAGGCCUGCUUGUCUGCAGCCUAGCGCACAAAGACACACUCACACACACAAACACACACACAUAUAAACACACACAAACAAACAAGACACACUUGCCGAAAACCUGCAGGCGCAAGUGGCUUCGCAUCGAAACCGGAUGCAUGGAAGAAACAAACUUUUAAAGGGAAAAUUGAAAUAAAACAUUUACAUCAUAUACCGUAUAUCUAUAUUCAGCGAUGCAUACAUACAUAUCGAAUGUGCAUUACAAAGUGGGUAUCAUUUUCUGCUUUUUCUUUUGGUUCGUUUUUCUGCCUUUACAUUUUGAUUUGAAAUGUAGGUCCUAAUUUCUAUUUUCUACCACAAGAGGGUUGUGAUAUACUGUAAACUGAAAAGGUCGUUUUGGAGGCUGUUUUAUCAAGUAAAAGAAAUGUGUAUGUUUUGUAAACUUUUGCCAUUGGAAGAUCUGGAAUGUGUAUACUUUUUGCUUACUGAAUAAAGUCUUCAAAUCUGUUGACUGUUAU
Molecule: messenger RNA, 1451 nt
Organism: Gadus chalcogrammus (walleye pollock)
Lineage: Eukaryota; Metazoa; Chordata; Actinopteri; Gadiformes; Gadidae
Product: mediator of RNA polymerase II transcription subunit 15-like
Exons: 9
Coding region: 1-975 (324 amino acids)
Source: RefSeq, a predicted model, not a curated record